GGGGAGGUUGGAGCUGAAGACUUGAUGCAGAGAGAGGCUGAAUUGUUACAUUGUGAAGCUGAAAGGGACAGAAACAUGACACAACGACUGCAUCUGGCGCAGAUUUAACCAUAUAACCAGGCUCUGACCAUCACAUUCACGGCUCUGCACACUGGCAAAAGCAUCUUUCUAACCCUAGUUACGUAAGGAAGAGCCGCGAAGCUGCUGUCCACGUGGACUGGUGCUGAAAUCUCUCGUCCGGUUGCCAGGCACGGCCAUUCCAAACCAAGAGACAUGGCAACAAAUGGAACUAAAGUGGCUGAUGGACAAAUUUCCACAGAGGUCAGCGAGGCCCCCAUUACUAAUGACAAGCCAAAAACCUUGGUGGUGAAGGUUCAGAAGAAGAAAACAGAAGAUGUGGAAAGAGAUACCUGGAAAGGGAGGUUUGACUUCCUUAUGUCCUGUGUUGGUUACGCCAUUGGUUUGGGAAAUGUGUGGAGAUUCCCCUAUCUCUGCGGCAAGAAUGGAGGAGGGGCUUUUCUCAUUCCGUAUUUCCUAACACUCAUUUUCGCCGGAGUUCCUCUGUUUCUGCUGGAGUGUUCUCUGGGACAAUACACUUCCAUUGGAGGCCUUGGAGUAUGGAAACUUGCUCCCAUGUUUAAAGGUGUUGGACUCGCCGCUGCCGUCCUUUCCUUUUGGCUAAAUAUCUACUACAUUGUCAUCAUCGCCUGGGCUAUUUAUUACCUCUUCAAUUCCUUCACCACCACCCUCCCUUGGAAACACUGUGACAACUAUUGGAAUACUGACCGCUGCUUCUCAAACUACAGUCUCCCCAACACAGCCAACAUGACCAGCGCCGUUGUGGAAUUUUGGGAGCGCAAUAUGCACCAAAUGACUGAUGGACUGGAAAAACCAGGGCAAAUCCGAUGGCCGUUGGCGAUCACACUGGCCAUUGCGUGGGUUUUGGUUUAUUUCUGCAUCUGGAAAGGAGUCGGCUGGACUGGAAAGGUGGUCUACUUCUCAGCGACAUAUCCCUACAUCAUGCUGGUCAUCUUGUUCUUCAGAGGAGUGACCUUGCCGGGAGCCUUGGAUGGCAUUUUGUUUUAUAUAACUCCUAAAUUCAGCAAGCUCUCGGAUUCAGAGGUCUGGCUGGAUGCAGCCACUCAGAUCUUCUUCUCUUACGGUUUGGGACUUGGCUCCUUAAUUGCUCUGGGAAGCUACAAUCGAUUCCACAACAAUAUAUACAGGGAUUCCAUUAUUGUCUGCUGCAUCAACUCGUGCACAAGCAUGUUCGCUGGUUUCGUAAUCUUCUCCAUUGUUGGCUUCAUGGCCCAUGUCACCAAGAGACCAAUAGAACAAGUCGCUGCCUCAGGUCCUGGGUUGGCAUUUUUGGCUUAUCCUGAAGCAGUGACGCAACUGCCCAUAUCUCCGUUGUGGGCUGUGCUUUUCUUUUCUAUGUUGUUGAUGCUUGGGAUUGACAGCCAGUUUUGUACAGUUGAAGGAUUUAUUACAGCUCUCGUGGAUGAAUUCCCAAAGUUGUUGCGCACAAGAAGAGAAAUUUUCAUUGCAGUGGUUUGCGUGGUUUCCUACUUAGUGGGACUGUCCAACAUAACCCAGGGUGGAAUUUAUGUAUUCAAAUUGUUUGACUACUACUCGGCCAGUGGAAUGAGUCUCUUGUUUCUGGUCUUCUUUGAGUGCAUCUCCAUUUCCUGGUGUUACGGUGUUAACAGAUUUUACGAUAAUAUUGAGGAAAUGGUCGGCUACAGGCCUUGCAUCUGGUGGAAACUCUGUUGGACAUUUUUCACCCCCAUCAUCGUGGCAGGCGUCUUCCUUUUCAGUGCCAUUCAGAUGACUCCUCUGACCAUGGGCAGCUACGUUUUCCCAUCUUGGGGGCAAGGAGUCGGCUGGUUCAUGGCUUUGUCGUCCAUGGUGUUAAUUCCAGGUUACAUGAUUUAUAUGUUUCUGUCUCUUAAAGGCUCAUUAAAACAGCGCCUACAAGUCAUGAUACAACCCACUGAGGAAGUUGUCCGCUCUGAAAAUGGGCCAGAACAACUGUCCCAGAGCAAUUCCGCAAACAAGGAAGCUUACAUAUAAAAAAUGUUCCGAGUUGUGUUCCAGUGAUGCAGUGACGAAGAUUUUCCGAAAUCAAAAUGGUUGAUAGGACCACCCAUUUACAUCUGGAAUAAAGAAUUUACCUACCUCCAGUGGAAAAAAGGGGACCAUCCAACAGAGAGCACAAAGAAAACUAAAAAAAAAAAUCUUGGGUUAUUUUCUCAAUAUUUCCGUGGGGUCACCAUGGCAAAAUGGUAUCUGCAGGCGGUUUAGACUGUUAACGUUUUUAAUCUUUUCUGCGAGAGUGACAUUUGUAAACUGUAGACGUUUUUAAACCUAUACUUGGCAUGAAGAUGUGAGGUUCUCAUUUGUAUCCACGUAAAAAAAACUGCUCCCCAACACAUCAUAAGUAGAAUCUUGUUUUUAGUCAAUAUUUGUACGCGUGAUAUAAAAAAUAUAUAUAUAUAUAUAUACUAAAAAAAAGACUGAGGUUAGCUGUGAAGAUAUUAUAGCAAAAAUACAUAGUAUCUCAUAUAUCUACCAAAAGCACAUUUUAUGAAGAUUUUUUCUUUUUCAGUUUUUUUUUCUUGAAAUAUAUAAAGUUUGUUAUGAGCUGCGGAAGCACAAAUAGUCGAUAAUAACAGGAAAAUAUUACAAGGAUGGGCAGUAAAUCUGAUAAAAGCUUAGAGAAUCAUUUACUUAUUACAGAUAAUACGCAAAAUAUCACCACAGUUGAUGCAAUUAAGAAAGCACAUUCCUUUUUUAUUAUUAUUAUAAUUAUUUAUAAA
Messenger RNA from Xenopus laevis (African clawed frog), 2819 nucleotides. RefSeq names its product sodium- and chloride-dependent GABA transporter 1 (gene slc6a1l.L). The record is from RefSeq and is a predicted model, not a curated record. The coding region runs from base 274 to 2073 and encodes 599 amino acids. The transcript has 15 exons. NCBI's taxonomy places the organism in Eukaryota, Metazoa, Chordata, Amphibia, Anura, Pipidae.